Molecule: messenger RNA, 553 nt
Organism: Frankliniella occidentalis (western flower thrips)
Lineage: Eukaryota; Metazoa; Arthropoda; Insecta; Thysanoptera; Thripidae
Exons: 2
Coding region: 75-383 (102 amino acids)
Source: RefSeq, a predicted model, not a curated record
UACGAAAUGAGUCUUCAAGCAGAGUACGUCCGAUCAUUGUGGGCUCUGAUUUGUCUGACUGUGAUGAUCUCAAGAUGCCUGUUAAGAGGCCUUGUAAGCCUCUGAACCGCCAUUUCAACUGGCGAGAAGCUGGUGUUCUCCCAUCAACCUCACAUGCAGGUUUUAACGAUGAGAACCAAGAGCCAGUUGCCGGUGGUUCUAAGAAGACAAGUAAAAGAGGGCCUGGGCGGCCAAAACGCAGUAUAAAUAAGAAAAACAUGACCAAGUCGACAUGUCGAGAUAAAUCAUCUGAUGCAGGUCUGUUUCAUAGAACAUUGCUGAGUUAUGUUUCAUGUUGCUUUCUCCGAUUCUUUUACCCCUUUUUGAUACGCGGAUGCUACUGAUGUUUGUCGUGUUUGCUAUGAAGUUCAAGAAGGCAAGUUGUGUGUGACGGAUUGUGGCCACCUUUUCCACAGAACAUGUCUGCAUCGCUGGCUGUCUUCCUCCCGUGGGCAAUACAGGGCUUUAAAGAAAUGCCCAUAUAUGGCCUGUGGACCUUGAAUACAGAAAUCAA